This is a messenger RNA of Mytilinidion resinicola, 2254 nucleotides long. RefSeq lists its product as uncharacterized. Gene Ontology annotation, biological process: nuclear envelope organization. The transcript has a single exon. The coding region runs from base 1 to 1896 and encodes 631 amino acids. Gene Ontology annotation, cellular component: meiotic nuclear membrane microtubule tethering complex; nuclear envelope. The record is from RefSeq and is a predicted model, not a curated record. Lineage: Eukaryota; Fungi; Ascomycota; Dothideomycetes; Mytilinidiales; Mytilinidiaceae. Gene Ontology annotation, molecular function: protein-membrane adaptor activity.
AUGGCCUCCAACACGCCUUACAGGCGCUCGAGCAGACUCGCAUCAGCAACCCCUGCUCCAGCGAGGUCUGGAGCUGGUUCCGCGGCUGGAUCCGUGAAUCAGAGCAUCGCAGGGAGCAGAGCGACCCCUGGUCGCACCACCGGGAAGCGCGCUGGCCCACUGCCCAAGGUCGCAGUGAACCGUUCGCACGCAUACGGAUCUGCGGGCCAUGCCCACCGCGCAGAUGACAUCGCCCCUCCGACCACCGCAUUCGACCAAGCCUUUGCGGCGCAGCGAGAAUCAGCCCUCGAGCGCGACGUCACUGUCGCGAGGUUGAGCUCUUCCUCAAGGAGCCCUCAGCGAAGCCCAAUAGAGAGCCGACCCAGCCAGAUUCGCGAGCCCUCCCCGGUCCAGUCCGAACUCGCCACCCCUUUCGAGCCAACAUCGCUCAUUGACUCUUCGAAGAGCUUUGGCGCCAAUCACGAGGCUGGCUUGCACGCGGAGGCCUCUGUCCGCAACCUCAAUGGCAACAUUCACGCCCGACAUAGCCCCGCUGCUUCUGACACUACUUCUCGAGGCGGAGGCCACCCUUCUCUACUCCGCGUCCUCCUGCGCAUGAUCAAGCGCAACUGGCUCGACGUCCUCAAGGCCUUUGUGAUGAUGGUCGGCUUCGUGUUCUUCAUUUCCAUCUUCUACCGCGCUGUCACCUCUCUUUCCGUCAGUACCGAGCCUAUCACGGACGCCGGCGACGCUAUGAAGUCUCAAUUCACCAGCACAUGGGACUACGUCAAGAAUGGCGUCCCUUUUAGCACUUCGGGCUCCUCGGAUCUUUACCCCAGAGUCGUCAAGCUUGAGAAUUCCGUCCAGGACAUCCAGGAACAUCUCCCAGAGCACAUCGUCGUGCAAGUUGACCAAGUUACCGGCGAACCUGUCAUCAGCGAUGCGUUUUGGCGAGCUCUUCGCAGCAAAUUCUCUCAGAAGGGCUUAUUCAACGUCGCCGAUAAGGAUCGCGAAUGGAAGAACUUCCUCGUGAACAACGCCAAGAAGAUUGAGAACGCCAUCAACAACGACCGAAAGAAACUGCUCACACAUUUCGACAAUACGUUCAUCUUAGCUCGCAAGCAACACCAGGUGUUGACCCGGGACGAGUUCGCGGAGCUGAUGCAGAAAGACUACUUGGCGAUGUCAGCUCGGGUUGAGAAGGAGGUUGAACGGGUAGCUAAACAGAUCGGUACCGUUGCGAUUCGCCAGCAGAUCAGACUCGAGUCUCUUGCCUACGCCAAUCUUCUCGCCAACAGCGAACUCUCGCUCAAGACUGUCAACUUCUUCUCCCCAGGACUUGGCGCCAAAAUCAUUCCGCGACUCACCUCACCCACUUUGACGAGGGAUGUUUCUUGGAAAGCAAUAGCCUUUAAGUUCCUGCUUUGGGCACCUCCACGGCACGCACCGAUUACCGCUCUCGAGCGUUGGGAAGAAGCCUCCGAUUGUUGGUGUACAGCAGCCAGCUCCACUAAGCAGUCUCAGCUGGCAGUCAAUAUGGCUAUCCCAAUUUUCCCCACUAGGGUCACAAUCGAGAAUAUCCCUAAGGAAGGCACACUCAACUGGAAGUCAGCACCAAAGGACGUGGAACUGUGGGUGGAGAUUGAUGAUCCCGACAGACGUGAGGCGGUUGAGAUCUCCUUCAACGAGCUUCACAAGCCUUGCCAGGGAUCUGGUCCAGGAUCGAAGUAUGUCUGCAUCGGCACCAUGAUGUACGACAUACACGGCCCAAAUCACGUUCAGACUUUCGACUUGGAACUCGAUCUCAAGGCCCAUGACGUUCAAGUCGAACGUGCCAUUGUUCGAGUGAUCGAGACCUGGGGCAGCGACUACACUUGUCUUUAUCGCAUUCGCAUGCACGGUGAGCAUUUGGAAUAGGUGGAAGGAUUAGGAUGUUCUACAUGCAUUUGGUUUCUUAUUGGUUUCUAACCUUUGGUGGCAUUUGCGAUCUUUGGAAUGAUCUGGGUUUGUUUUGUAUCCGCGAAGGCCAUUGUCGAUACCCAAUUUCUCUUCCACAACUUGCAUGGAAGGAGUUCUGGUCUCGGAUUAUUGUUUCCUUCUCUUUAUUCUCUCUCCUGCGACGAGAUACCCAUGGAGUGUCUCUAUUUCGCUAUUGUCGACGCCAGAUCAUGUCUGUUGUCGUAGCUUCAUGAAAGCAUUGGCGGCCUUUACUAUCGGGAAGCCUCAUACCAGCAUAGUUAUUACCUGAUCAUGAAUCGAAAAGAAUGUUCUGCUU